This is a messenger RNA of Oryzias melastigma (Indian medaka), 4623 nucleotides long. RefSeq names its product phosphatase and actin regulator 4a (gene phactr4a). NCBI's taxonomy places the organism in Eukaryota, Metazoa, Chordata, Actinopteri, Beloniformes, Adrianichthyidae. The transcript is spliced from 16 exons. Gene Ontology annotation, molecular function: actin binding. The record is from RefSeq and is a predicted model, not a curated record. Bases 451 to 3912 code for a protein of 1153 amino acids. Gene Ontology annotation, biological process: actin cytoskeleton organization; neural crest cell migration.
UCUCCAGGUGGGGGAGGAGUUAACUAGGUAGAUGUGCGCUUGCGCUUCACAACUUAAUCUGCUCACAGUUAACAAGUUUGGUUUUUAAAGUGUUUUAGUGCGCUAGAGCGAAGUUAAAAACAUAUUUUGUUCGUUUUUGUAAUUUUCUUGGACUUUUUGGAGGCGGUACUGUUUCCUCCCCCCACCCUCAAAGUUACUUUUGUGACCGGUUUUGCUGCGGGAGCUAGUUCCGCGUUAGCAUCUCGACUGUCAGGAGUGAUUCAGGGCUGCGGCGCUCCGCCUGGAUAAACGGUCCCACGAACGAACUCCGGUUUCCGAGGAGGGGGGAGAAAAGGACUGCUGCCGUUCCGCUCAGACAUAAGGAUCAGAAGUCACAGCCCCAUUGCCCCCUGGGAAACUGUUAUUGACCACCAAUGAUCUUCUGGAAAAUUGCUGCUUUCUGACUCUGUGAUGGAAAAUCCUGAUGAUGAGGUUGACUCGCAGCAGAGAACAGGGGGGGAGGAAGGAAACUCUAGUGUAGGAACACCUCCAACUAAACGCAAAGGCAAGUUCUUCAAGAUGGGAAAAAUCUUCAAGCCCUGGAAAUGGAAGAAGAAAAAGCCCAGUGACCAGUUUGCUGAAGCAUCUAUGGAUCUGGAAAGAAAACUUUCUGUCAGGAGAAGUCGACAAGAACUAAUUGCCAAAGGGGUUUUAAGGGAGGUGACUGAAAAUGAAAACGCUGAUGUCAAAGUUCCACCAGUGAAAAAUGGGCACCCGGUGCCAAUGGAUGUGGAUAGAGUGUCGGAAAGAAGACUUUCCAGAGGGGAAUCAGACAUAAGCAUAAAUUUCCCGAAAGGCCCUCAAGGAGAAGACCGUCGGAGCAGAAUACCUUCUGAUGCUUCCAGAAGUAACCGGGCUCCUCUAGAUGUAGACUCUUAUGCCAGGUUACCUCUGGAUGUGGACAGACAGAGUCGUGUCCCCUCAGAUUUAAAUAGAACUUUACCCAGAGGAGCUACACAAGACGACCGGUACCACAGAGACGAGAGGAGAGACCCCAGAGAUGACAGAAGGAAGGACAAGGAUGACAUGGACAGAAAGGACCGGCGAGAGGAAAAAGAGAAGGAUCGAGAAUCUGAGUACAAAGCUGAGAGAGACUUUAGAGAAAAGCGUGACUUAAGAGACGAUCGCGACAGAAGAGGUGAAAGGCCAGACCGGGAUGGUAGGGAUCGUGAUGAGAGAGAACGAAGAGAUGAGAAAGAAAAGAGGGAUCGCAUUGAGAGGGAUAGGAAGGAUCGAGAUAGGGAUGAAAGAGAGCGCAGGGAUCGAAACGAAAAGGAUAGCAGGAGGAAUGAGAGGGAAACGGGGGGUUGGGACGAGAGAGAGAGGAGGGAUCGUGGUCCAGAUGAAAAGGAACGUUGGAAUGGAACACUUGACCGACAUGAGAGGGAGAGGGGGGAUCGGCAUGAGAGGGAGCGGGGAGAUCGGGAUGAGAGGGAGCGCAGGGAUCGGGAAGAGAAGGAGCGCAAGGAUCGGGAAGAGAGGGAGCGCAGAGAUCGGGAAGAGAAGGAGCGCAAGGAUCGGGAAGAGAGGGAGCGCAGGGAUCGGGAAGAGAGGGAGCGCAGGGAUCGGGAAGAGAGGGAGCGCAGGGAUCGGGAAGACAGGGAGCGCAGGGAUCGGGAAGAGAGGGAGCGCAGGGAACGGGAAGACAGGGAGCGCAGGGUUGCAGAUGAAAGGGAAAAGAGAGAGCGGGAUGACUUUGAAAGGAGGAACGUGAGAGACAGAAGAGAAGAUAAAGAUCAGCACUUUGAGAGGGAAAAGAAAGACAAGAGAGAUGACAAACUCAAAGAAGACAAAGAGCGAAAAGAUGCUCCAGUAGACAGAGAUAACAGGGAGAGGAGGGAUGACUGGGCUAAAAGAAAUGAAAAAGAGCUGAGGGAUGAUCGUGCGAGGCGUGAGGACAAAGGCAAGAAGGAAAAACUGGUGGAAGAGCGGCGUCUGCCUGUCAGGCCGUUCUCAGAGGUGGAACUGCGGCCUCCCUUAGAAAAGAGCUCAUCAGAGGAAGGAAACCGACCUCGGCCGAUGUCGGAGGUCAAUCGAAUUACCACACUGCCCAGAUACUUCUCCCCUACGGAGUUGCAAGAACACUCAGAGUCCGCUGGUAUCUUCACCCCCAACCCUCAUCCACCACCAGACUCCAAACAGGAGCCUCCCCCGCCCAAGCAGGCUUUGCUUCCUCCCAAACCCCUCCCCAGUCUUCCCCCUGACUCCAAAAGAUAUGCAAACCCACCUUCGUCGUCCUCCUCCUCCUCUUCGUCGUCCUCCUCCUCUAAUGAAGUACCAAUCUCCAAGCCGCCCAGGACAGUCUCUCUAAUAACGGAAGACUUGCCUUCCCUCCCCAUUCCCCUCCCCAUUCCGGCUGUCUCCACAGCUGACUCUAGUAUCCCUCCCCCUGUUCCUCCCCAUGCCAAGCAGCCCCCCGUCCCUCCACCUAAACCCACCAAUCGCAACAGCAACCCUCCACUGCUUGCCCCCUCCCUGCAGCGGGGCUCAAAUGUCAGGCAGCCGUGUCAUUGGUCCAGCUGGGGGCGCCAAAACCAGCAGGGCUCCUCCCUGAGCUUGCCCGUUUACCUGCGCCACAGGGCCCGCCAGACCUGCUCAGCCGAGGCUUCACAGCCAGCCGGGGGGGUGAUCGUGGUCCCAGCCCCCACCAGGGGAUCGCCACCAACGCCGCCCAAGAGGACGACGCCCGUCACCAAGCGCCAUUCUGCGGAUCCUUCUGCUCCCACUCAGGCCCCAGAGCCCAAGCCCCCCUCAGCGCACCCUGCAGCGCCCCCUCCUGUCCCCAAACGAGAAAGCAGUGACAACAAGACAGCGGCGCCCGCAGAGCUCCCGCCCCCACUGCCCUCCCACAUACCCCCGUCUCCCCCCAGGAAUAAGUCCCUGCAGCUAGCAGCGGGCAACAACUCUGUGCAAUCUGACCCACCCAGCCCAACGACUGAACCCCCCAGCCAGCCGCCGAUCAUCCCGCUGCACAUCCGCAUUCAAAAAGCGCUGACGAGCAGCGGCCCCGUUCAGCCCCCCACCAGCGGGACGCAGAGGGCGCACUCCCUGCUGUUCAACCUCCCCCCAGACAUCCAAGCGGAGGAGGACGCCAACCACCGGCGGUCCCUCCCCAUCUUCAUCGAACCCCUCCGGCUGCCGGAAGACGACGAUUUCGACAUGGAGGAGGAGCUACGGAAGCUGAAGCCCCAGAGGCCUCAGCGGCAGACGGAGCUGGAGCCCCGCAGCCGCAGGGCCCUGGUGGUGGAGGACCCCAGGGUGAGCGUCAUCCCCGAGGCAGACCACAGCGACAGCGAGGAGGAGGAGGACUCCGACGGCCCCAUCCUCUACAGAGACGACGACGAAGAGGACGACGACGACGAGCCUUUGAGCGGGCUGGCCAGCCGUGUGAAGAGGAAGGACACGUUAGACCGGAGGCUGGAGAAACAGGAGAGGGAGGCUGCGGACAGCUCCGAUGGCAAGACCUGGAGCAACAGGGAGCAGUGGGAAGCUCUGAGGAGCAAGAUCGGAGUCACGCUCACUCGGCGGCUGAGUCAGAGACCGACGGUGGAGGAGCUGGAGCAGAGAAACAUCCUCCAAGCCAAAAACGAGGCGGAUCGCCGGCAGGAAAGGUCGGAGAUCAAACGAAGGCUCACCAGGAAGCUGUCGCAGAGGCCCACCGUGGCCGAGCUGCAGGCCAGGAAGAUCCUUCGCUUCCACGAGUACGUAGAGUGCACCCAGGCUGAGGACUACGACCGCCGGGCGGACAAGCCCUGGACCAAACUCACGCCCGCCGACAAGGCCGCCAUCCGCAAAGAGCUGAACGACUUUAAGAGCUCGGAGAUGGCAGUUCACGAAGAAAGCCGGAUCUACACCCGAUUCCAUCGGCCGUAGUUCAGCGGCUCCUCAGUUUUUCCUCCAAACUCGUCUGCAGCGGCCGGAUCGCCGAGGGUCCUUCAGGAGGUGCCAACGCCUGCCGCUCACCUGGACCCGGAGAGACGGAGCCGCCGAUCCGCCUCCUGCUCCUCAAAGGCUCAGACACGUGUGACGGAGAUGUUUGGGACUCAUCCAUCGGAACGUCUUACUGUAUUUUUGCUUUGUCUCAGCUGGCUAACACUGCUGUCUGACGAGGGCCCCUUUUAUUUCUCAAUCAGGUGUAUAGAAAUGUAAUAUUUUUGAGUUUUUGUUUGUAACUGAAUCAUCUGCUGCAGGAGGAUGUACAUGUUUUUAAUUUUCCUGCCUGUUUUAUGGUACUUUCUCAGUUUGUACAGAUCAACACUGUAGAUGUGAUUGAUGUAAACUACUGACAUGAAAUAUUUUAAUUGUAAAGAAUUUCUUGAAUAUUUUCUGACAUCAACUGGAUUUUUUUUUUAAUACAUCUAUAUGCUGUAUUUUUCUGAAUGAUUUUCAGCUCUCAGGCAUCAAAAGGUCGACACAGGGCCGGUCAGUUUUUGUCUGAUCCCAUGAACUGACUGCCUCCAGGUACUGGUUUUAGAGGCGACUCUUCAUUGAGCCCAAAUGUUAUGAGAGUGACGCUACGUUCACACCGCCCUCGGCGACGCACUUUUAAGUGACUCCUUCCAAUAAACAGUCUAUGUAAAUGCG